Messenger RNA from Cynoglossus semilaevis (tongue sole), 3555 nucleotides. It is a transcript of the gene slc44a4, whose product is annotated as solute carrier family 44 member 4. The transcript is spliced from 22 exons. The record is from RefSeq and is a predicted model, not a curated record. NCBI's taxonomy places the organism in Eukaryota, Metazoa, Chordata, Actinopteri, Pleuronectiformes, Cynoglossidae. Gene Ontology annotation, biological process: thiamine pyrophosphate transmembrane transport; choline transport. Bases 209 to 2383 code for a protein of 724 amino acids. Gene Ontology annotation, molecular function: thiamine pyrophosphate transmembrane transporter activity. Gene Ontology annotation, cellular component: plasma membrane.
UGCUCUCCCGCCCCUGCAGGUGCAAUCACCGCCCAGUUACAAGGGACAGGAAGAGGGGAAAAAAAGAUUUGUUCACUUAGUAACGCCGCGCCUUCAGACGCGAGCGGGGAUGUUUUUAUGAUUUUUUAAAAUAUUUGUCGUUACCUUCCACUCAGAAAGUGAUAUUUGUUAUUCCGUCGUUGAAAAUAGGUGGAGGAGAAGUCGGAAAAUGGGGAAGAAAGUAGAGUCAAAUGAGGAAUCACAGUAUGGAGAACCAGCUCAGUAUGACCGGAACUUCAAAGGACCUUUACAGAAAAGAGGCUGCACCGACAUCAUCUGCUGUAUCUUAUUCCUAGCCGUCGUCCUUGGAUAUAUAGCGGUCGGGAUUUUAGCAUGGAUCUACGGUGAUCCAAGACAUGUUCUUUAUCCCAGAAACUCAACAGGCUGGUUCUGUGGCCUUGGAGAGAACAAAGACAAGCCCAAUAUUUUUUAUUUUGACCUGAUUAAAUGUGCCACAUCUGUCAACAUUAUAGCAACUGCUCUCAAUGGUCUUCAGUGUCCAACUACACAGGUGUGUGUGGAAAAGUGUCCGUCAACGUACUGGGCUCUAAAGUUUGAAGCCUAUUUACCAACAGCUAGACCAGCAGAUUUUUUUAAUCAAAGCCUAUGUGUGCCAUCACUGGAUCUGGCUACUACUCCCCUGAAAGUCAAAGACAUCCUGGACAAGGAGCUGUGUCCUUUCUUCCACAUACCUACUACCUCAGUGCUAGGACGAUGUUUGCCUGUAAUUCCUGACUUGGAGAAAAUACCUCCAGAAUUUUCCAAUGUUAUUGGUUUACCUUCUUCGGUCAACGACACAGUCAACCUGAUCAAGAAUGGCACUGUGGACGUUGUGAAAGGUUUUAAUGCCCAAGAUGUUGGCGUCAGAAUCUUUGAGGAUUUUGCAUCUUCAUGGCCUUGGAUCCUUCUAGGUCUGGUAAUAGCCAUGGUGGUCAGUAUGCUCUUCCUGUUGCUGCUCAGAUUUGCUGCACCAGUGAUGGUCUGGGUUCUCAUCAUAGGGGUCCUAGGCGCUGGAGCGUACGGGAUUUGGCACUGCUACUGGGAGUACGACAACUAUAAGAAGGCCUCGUCUUCCAUUACUGAUGUCGGUUUCUCCACCGACUUCAAUGUUUACCUGCAGGUCCAAGAGACCUGGCUGGCCUUCUUGAUCAUCAUUUCUGUGGUGGAGGGUAUCAUCCUCCUCACCAUCAUCUUUCUCAGGACCAGAAUCCUCAUAGCCAUUGCCCUCAUCCAGGAGUCCAGCAAGGCGAUCAGUCACAUGAUGUCCGCCCUAGUGUACCCUCUGGUCACCUUUGUCCUGGUGCUGGUGUGUGUCGCUUACUGGGGCGUCACUGCUUUAUAUUUGGCCACUUCAGGAGAUCCUCUGUACAGAGUUGUUGCUCUGAACUCCACUUUGGCCGACUGCAAGAACAUCAACGGUAGUGAAAACUGUGACCCUCAGAACUUUGACUCUUCAAAAUACCCAGACUGCCCCUCUGCCAACUGUAUCUUCUUCAAAUACAACGAUGAGGGAAACUUUCAGAAGCUGCUGUUCAAUCUGCAGAUCUACAACGCGGUGGCGUUUCUCUGGUGUGUUAACUUCGUCAUUGCCCUGGGCCAGUGUACACUGGCUGGAGCCUUUGCCUCCUAUUACUGGGCCUUCAACAAACCAGAUGACAUCCCCAUGUUCCCUGUAACUGGUGGCUUUGUUCGCUCACUCAGAUACCAUGCAGGCUCCUUGGCUUUUGGUGCUUUGAUCCUGACCCUGGUCCAAAUAGUGAGGAUCAUUUUGGAGUACAUUGACCACAAAACUAGAGCGGCUCAGAAUCCAGUUGCUCGUUUCAUCAUGUGCUGCUUGAAGUGUUGCCUCUGGUGUCUGGAGAAGUUCAUUAAGUUCCUCAACAGGAACGCUUACAUCAUGAUUGCCAUUUAUGGGAAGAACUUCUGCGUCUCGGCCAAAAACGCUUUCAUGUUGCUGAUGAGAAACGUAAUACGGGUUGUAGUGCUGGAUAAAGUCACAGACCUGCUGUUGUUUUUUGGGAAACUCCUGGUGGUUGGAGGAGUGGGUGUUUUAUCCUUCUUCUUCUUCUCUGGACGGAUUCUGCUGCCAGGAGACACAUUUCGCUCUGAAACACUCAACUAUUACUGGAUGCCAAUAAUUACUGUGGUGAUUGGCAGCUACCUGAUAGCUCAUGGCUUCUUCAGCGUCUACAACAUGUGUGUGGACACACUGUUCCUCUGCUUCUUGGAGGAUCUGGAGCGUAAUGAUGGAUCUCCAGAGAAACCAUACUUCAUGUCCAAAAACCUCAUGAAAAUCCUCAACAAGUCCAACAAGGUCCCAAAGAAAGGUAAAGGGAAAAACUGAGGAGCCAACACUGUCACAGUUUUAGUUUUAACCAGUCAACACUUUUAACACGUUUACUUAAAAAAAUAAAUCUGCUGAUUUUGCACUUUUUAAUUUUUUUUAUUGUAUCCAUGUAUUUUCUGAUGUUAAUGAAUGUAUAAAAGAAAGGACUGAGCUUGAGGAAAAUGUGAACUUUUGAUGUUGAUUAUGUGUUAUAUACAAAUAAUCAUAGACUCAUUGUUGUUAAUAUUUGCUACAUCACUUUAUUUCUGUUAGAAUGUUUAAAUUGUGAUUCAAAAAUUCAAACAUCCUUCACAGAAAACAUUUAUUUCAUAGCUUUUUUUUCCAUUUUAUUCAAACCUUUUGAACUAUUUUGUACAAAAGAUUUACAAAUAAAACUAUUUUAAUGUACCUCUUAUUUUGCUUAAAGUAAAUAUUGUGUAAUAAAAUAUUUACACCACACGUGUUUUGAUGGUUCUUUCACCUGGAAUCUUCAGCAGCAGGUACGUAGAUGUCUGUUUUGAAAGACCACGUGACCAUGUUGUUUCUCAGAUUUGUGCUCACAGGUGGAGAAAAGAUAAACACGUCAGUUUGUCUGGUACAUCAUCUGGUACUUCGCUACAGCUGACAAGAGCAGUCGUACCCAGCCACUCAACUGUGUGUGAGUAUUUGUAUUUACUCCUACAUUACCAUUAAUACUUAAACCACUCUUAUCUGUUCACUCCUCUGUAAAAGUCUUCACCUUUACCAAACAUGUUGCUCUUUUGUCCAGUGUAAAAAUAAAGACACAAGUGUAUGAGUUAAUCAGGUUUUAAUCAUCUAAACCAUUUGGUUUUGUACAAUAGUUCCUGGUUUAGUCUGUUAACAAUCACAGACCGUGAUUUUCACCUCUGUUAUGCUUUUUAGUAACACUCCAGUUUGAAAAGACUCCAGUUUUUAAGCCGACAAAGUUUUGAGGGAAAUGAUGACCCCUAGCGGUCGUUGUUAUUCUCUCUCCAUUCAAUUCUUUUUCAAUGUACUGAUCCCGCUGUUAGCGUUAGAGUUCCCCUAAAGAGUUGAUACAUUACCUACAGUUAAGGUUGCAUUUGCCAGGGUUCACGGUUCAAAGUUGUAGGGGGCGCUACUGCACAUGUUAACAUUAAACGGCGGAAACUGCUGCAACCACCUCUCAUUGCAGGGCCAGAAAAAAAAAA